This is a messenger RNA of Nanorana parkeri, 1356 nucleotides long. RefSeq names its product Rho family GTPase 1 (gene RND1). NCBI's taxonomy places the organism in Eukaryota, Metazoa, Chordata, Amphibia, Anura, Dicroglossidae. Gene Ontology annotation, biological process: small GTPase-mediated signal transduction. The transcript is spliced from 6 exons. The record is from RefSeq and is a predicted model, not a curated record. Bases 77 to 796 code for a protein of 239 amino acids. Gene Ontology annotation, molecular function: GTPase activity; GTP binding.
UCUGAUCGGAUCACAAUGAAGGAGAGAAGGAUUCCUCAGCCGUCUGUGGUCAGAUGUAAACUGGUCCUAAUAGGAGAUGUUCACUGCGGGAAGACGGCGAUGUUACAAGUUCUGGCCAAGGAUUGUUACCCAGAGUGGUGCCAUCGAGACACGUGUGCUUGCGUUGGCUGCAGUGGUGUCAGUGAGCUGUGUUGCCCGCAGUUCCACUGUGUGUUGCACCUAUGUACCUACAGUGUUUGAAAACUACACAGCUAGCCUGGAGACAGAAGAACACCGUGUGGAGCUCAGCCUAUGGGACACAUCAGGUUCUCCAUAUUACGACAACGUCCGGCCCCUUUGCUACAGCGACUCUGAUGCAGUACUGCUCUGCUUUGACAUCAGCCGGCCAGAGAGCCUAGAUAGUGCUUUGAAGAAGUGGAAAACUGAGGUCAUGGAUUACUGUCCCAGCACUAGAAUACUUCUGAUUGGCUGCAAAACGGAUCUAAGAACUGACCUUAGCACAAUCAUGGAGCUGUCAAACCAGAAACAGGCACCUGUGUCCUAUGAACAGGGUUGUGCCACAGCCAAGCAAUUAGGAGCAGAGAGCUAUCUUGAGUGUUCAGCCUUCACGUCAGAAAAAAGCGUACACAGCAUAUUCCGUUCAGCGUCUUCAGUGUGUCUAUCUAAACCCUCUCCUCCGAACCGCAGAAGCCCUGUCCGGAGCUUAUCUAAGAGACUGUUAAACAUACCCAGCCGCUCUGAAAUUAUUUCUUCAACCUUCAAGAAAGAGAAGGCCAAAAGCUGUUGUCUUAUGUAAGGCUAUACGGCUGGCAUGACACGGACACUUGCAUUAGACUUUGGACAUUCCCCAGCGUUCUUUCUCAUCACUGGCAAAGAACGCCGGGCCCGGGGGUGAAGAUCCUGGGAGCAGUAGCCUCACCCCCCAACCCCCCCUCCCCCCUCCAGGGGAUGAGCUAGCACACAGAGGCUGGAGCAAGAAGGGCUGAAGAGAUUUGCACAAAGACUGAUUGCACAUGAAGGAAGGAGGAUAAACCAGUAUGGUAGUGGGAGUUCUACAGGCCACUAAAAUUGGGGAAACUAAACAGAAGCUGCUUUUAUUAGAAUUAUCCCUUCCCAUACCUUGGCUUCCUCCAUGGACUUGCCAGAAAAUUCUCAUUACAGUGUUAACCCUGUGGUACUUGUGCCUGUACAUUUAUUGUAUAGGUAGCAGAUGUUGGUGAAACUGCUGGUUAAAGUGGUUUUCUUCCCUGCGCUGUGAGAACUGUAUAAAUUAUUAUUUUUUAUUUUAAUCAAUCCUAAAUCUGUAUGUGCUUGAUCUGUGAUACUAAAUUUAUUUAUUGAAAAUAUAUGGGAGAA